Saitoella complicata NRRL Y-17804 is the source of this 1543-nucleotide messenger RNA. RefSeq names its product glutamyl-tRNA amidotransferase subunit B. The transcript has a single exon. Bases 16 to 1524 code for a protein of 502 amino acids. Gene Ontology annotation, biological process: mitochondrial translation; glutaminyl-tRNAGln biosynthesis via transamidation. The record is from RefSeq and is a predicted model, not a curated record. Gene Ontology annotation, molecular function: glutaminyl-tRNA synthase (glutamine-hydrolyzing) activity. Lineage: Eukaryota; Fungi; Ascomycota; Saitoellomycetes; Saitoellales; Saitoellaceae.
CGCCAAACACCAGGAAUGUCGCCAUCGUCUGGGCAAUGGAAAACCACCGUAGGCCUCGAGAUUCACGCCCGUAUCAGCAGUCCCCGCAAACUCUUCUCCCCGGCCCGCAUUGUCUUUGCAGCCAUCCCAAACACCGCUGUCGAUCUCUUUGAUGCAGCAAUCCCCGGCACACAACCUAGACUCAACCCACAUGCAGUAUUACUCGGCGUCCGUGCUGCGUUGGCGUUCAACUGCACUGUCAACAGUAAGAGUACGUGGGAUCGGAAACACUAUUUCUACCCAGAUCAGCCUGUAGGAUACCAGAUCACACAACAUUAUCGACCAUUUGCAGUUGACGGAAAGUUGCGGCUUAUGAAGAGAGAUGGUAUUGAGGAGGAGGAAGUCGAGGUUGGGAUCAAGCAGGUGCAAUUGGAGCAGGAUACUGGCAAAACGACAUACCUCCCCACGACACCACCGAAAACAUUGGUCGACCUGAACCGCACUGGAUCGCCGCUGAUUGAAAUUGUCACAACACCUUCGAUGAAUUCCGCUGCGGCUGCGGGUGCCGCACUCAAGAAAAUUCAGACUUUGAUCCGUGCAGUUGGAGCGUCUGACGCGGAUAUGGAAGAAGGGGGUAUGAGAUGUGACGUGAAUGUCUCUGUAGCACGUGAAGGCGAAAACGAACGUGUCGUCGGCCCGAAACGUCGCUGCGAGAUCAAGAACAUGGCAAGUGUGAAAGCAGUGGUAGCGGCAGUCGAAGCAGAAGCAAAGCGGCAGAUCAAGCUCCUGGAGUCUGGUAAAGAGGUUGCGAAUGAGACACGAGGUUUCAAUCAACUCAAAGGCGAGACAUUUCGACUGCGUGGGAAAGAGGGAAGUGUGGAUUAUCGAUACAUGCCGGAUCCAGAUUUGCCGCCAUUACUGAUAGGGAAGGAUUUUGUUUCCAAAGCUUUCGCUACGCAACCUGAACUUCCGGAUGCACGGCUGGAUAGACUUCUUGCGCCACCUCACUCCCUUCCACUGAAGGAUGCACGGGCAUUGAUGGCAGAGGCAGGAGCAGUGGAGUACUAUGAAACAGCUCGAGAAAUAGCAGCAAAGGCAAAAUCAAAGAAGAAGGGAAAGACAACCGCUAACUGGAUUGUUCACGAGUUAUUUGGACAGUUGCGCGUUGCAGAAAUUUCCGUUCAGGAGAACCCUGUGACGGUACAGCAGAUUGGUGACCUGGUGAGUGCAGUGGAGAAGGGAGACAUCACCGGUACCGCAGGAAAACAGAUCGUUGAGCACAUGGUCGGUGGUGAUCGUCGUGAUGUGGCAGAGAUUAUCGAAGCAUAUGGAUUGGGGGCAUUGUCGGACGCUGGAGCAUUAGCAGGUAUUGUGGAUAAAGUCUUGGAGAACUAUCCAAAGCAAGUGGAACAAGUACGAAACGGAGAGGUGAAAGUGAUCAAGUUCUUGCUUGGACAGGUUAUGAGUGAAACACGCGGUAAGGCGAAGGCAGACGAGAUUGAGAAGAUGUUGAAUGAGCGAUUUGGACUGUCAAAGAUCGAGUAAGAUAGCAUCUUUGGUCUUG